Molecule: messenger RNA, 1977 nt
Organism: Hansenula ciferrii
Lineage: Eukaryota; Fungi; Ascomycota; Saccharomycetes; Phaffomycetales; Wickerhamomycetaceae
Exons: 1
Coding region: 1-1977 (658 amino acids)
Molecular function (GO): protein binding
Source: RefSeq, a predicted model, not a curated record
AUGGCGCCCAGUUACAAAGUAUUCACGUCAACUGAGUCCUCUAUGAGGUCGCUAGACCACCAACCCAGUCACAACAGAACCCUGAUAGAUUCAGAUUGCUCCAUAUCUUCGUUUUUGCCAUUUGUGUCUUCAACUUUUAAUUCGUGUGACUUGAGAAAUGAAUCAUUAGACUAUAAUUAUUCCACAGAUUCGAAUUAUAUCCUGGGUUUCCCACUGUCAAAUGUUUUAUCAAUUUCAAAUCGGGGUUCGUUCGAUUCAUUGUUAGUUACUUCUGUGAUUGAUAAGCUUCCAUUUGAAAUCAGGCUCAAAAUUGCAUGCUAUUUAAAUCAAUAUGAUGCUUAUAAUUUAAUGAGAGUCAACAAGUCAUUUUUUGAGUCUACGGUAUCAAGACUAUAUCACACAGUUGUAAUAGAUCCUGAUUAUUCACCAUUCAAUCAAGAUAUCAAUCAAAGUGGCUUGAAAAACAGAUGUCAAAGUAUCAGUGCAAUUACCUUCAUUAAAAUGGGUUAUAGUUUGAAAUGUUUCUUCAACACCAUAAAUCAAAGUUUACCAAUUGAUGACUAUCAUACACAGUCACAAUGUUCAAUCAGUUAUGGUUUAUUAAUUAGCAAAAUUCACUUUGUUGAGGUGCCUGAUGGGUUUAAUUGUCCUUUUGACCUCAAAUUCUUCAUCUACAAUUCAAUACUAAAACUUGAGAACUUGAAUAAAUUUAUUUGGGAUUCAUCAGAGGCAUUACCAUACGGAAUUAUUGAUAGCCUUCCUAACAAAGAUAGAGUUAGCUCGUUAUUUGUUAAUUUGUCUUUGAAAAAGAAUAUUACAUCUAAAGAUUAUGAAUCUUUUAAACAUUUUAAGAAUUUAGAGAGUCUAUCAUUGGAGCCAUUUAUCAACUCUUGUAAUCUCUUUCAGAUAUUCAAGAGUCUUUUGGAAGGAAAUGAGGGUGCUCCUGAUAAAUUGAAAUCUCUAAGAAUAGCAAGAUAUAAUUCCAAUAACAACUUUUUAAAGAGUAUACCCAGUUCUGCCUUGGUGUUAACGGAUUAUAUACUAGAACUUGAAAACAUACAGCUUUCAGAGUAUGAUAUGAAUUGUAUUUUGAAUUUAUUCAUUCUUUUCAAUAGCUAUGAUACAGAACUUAUGAAAUUGGAAACUUUUGCUCUAGAUUCAAUAGUCAUUUCAACUCUUGAUGCUAAAAGGUUAGGAAGCUUCAUUAAUUUAUCAAUACUAACACACCUAGAGUUAAGAAACAUGACGGAAGUUCAGUUUCCAGAAGAUAUACAGUCAGCAAUGUCGAUGAAGGACUUGAGCUUGAGGCUUGAUCAAGGGUUUUUAAAAUCUUUAGGGAGAAAGUUGAAAAGCUUGAAAAGAUUGUCUAUAGACUAUAGAGAAGGCUUAAGAGAUACUGUUCCUUCAUUUAUACAUAUGUUGGAUAACCUUGAAGAAUUGGAUGUGACAAUUAGAUGGAAUAUCACCAAGUUAUGCACCCAUGAAUCUUGGAAACAUCUGUGCUUUAGAUAUGUUAAAGCGAUUUUAAAGCAUUCAAAAACUUUAAAAAAGUUAUCAUUAGACACAAAGGAGGAUUCAGUGUUUUGUGACCUGCACAAGUUAAUUUUUACAGAAUACUUAUUAGAACUUCGUGAUAUGAAAAACUUGAUGUCUUUGAGACUACACGGUUAUUCAUUACAAGGUUGUGCACCUAUGUUAGUAUCACAUUUACCUAGCUUGGAAUUCAUGGAAUUGUUUGGUUCUGGUGCUGGUGGUACACCUCAUAUGGGAUUACAGGUAGUCCAUGAGGGUGUUCUUGAUGAUGCCUUGAGAGUACAACAUGUUGCCGAGGCAAUUAGUAAAAGUAAUGGGCAUGUUAAAUUCAUAAAGAUUGACAAGUGCAUCUUUGAGGUGAAAGAAAACGGUAAAAUACUCCCUAGAGAUGGUCUAGGAGGAUGGUUUGGCAGAAACGUUAGGGUAGAAAUGGAUAGAGUUUAA